Molecule: messenger RNA, 1954 nt
Organism: Carassius gibelio (silver crucian carp)
Lineage: Eukaryota; Metazoa; Chordata; Actinopteri; Cypriniformes; Cyprinidae
Exons: 18
Coding region: 104-1678 (524 amino acids)
Source: RefSeq, a predicted model, not a curated record
AUGUUUGUUUAGUCUCGCGCCCUUCUGCCCUGCUCACUGUUGAAAUGCACAAGCAUUUACUCCAUUUCAUAUGCACACAGGAUCAAAAAGAUAAAACGGAAAGAUGAAAAAGGUUUUGGCCAUCAUAAGUUUAACUGCGUGUAUCUGCUGCUGUGGAGUGCAGAGUGCUAGACCGUCAAAUGAUGAAUUGAGUCAACGAAUUGUCAACACUGGGACUGUAGUCUUUUUAAACAUCGUGGAGAAAUUCAGAAACACUACGGAGAAAUUACUGAGAGAUUAUCAGUUCAAGAAAUUAAGGAUUUCUGUCCAAGGAUACAUGAAAACCUUACGAGAAUUUGCCAAGCAAUUGAACACCACUGACAGUGCUAGAGAGAGCCAGGAUUAUUCUGUGAUAUCGGCAGAGAGAUUUGUUACAUUUCUGACUGGUGUUACAUUUGGGGCAACAAUCCGGGAGGUCUUUGACGGGUUUUUCUUUCCAUAUAAAAAGAUUUACAGUGAGACCUUAAAGAACGAGACCGUGGUGGACAUCUGGAAUGAAGUGGAGUCGAACUAUCUUCCAGGAGCUCCUCCAAUCUACAGUAAACCCAUGCAGUUCUUCAGUCACCUUCUGGCCAAGGCAGUGGUGAAAUCCCAGCUGGUGAACAUGCUUGAAGCUGGGGUAGAUACGGUUAUAGAGAUUGGAAAAAUAAAUUUUAAUCAACUUCAUGAUGACAUGCAGAUGGUUAUGGAUCAGAUCAGACGGAAAGCCUUUGAAAUUUCCAUUUUGGAAAGACAAAAAGAGAAGAAUGAUUUCCUUAUAUCAUUAAGAACUGCAUCUGGAGUAAUAGUUUUUUACUGGGAUACGGUUUUGGAACACACUGAAAGAGCAUCGUUCCAUGCAAAAUACUUGGAUUCCAGGAAGCGAUGGGCAGAGCUAACCAGGUUGAGAAACCCAAGUGAGGCACAUCUGUUUUUAGACCCUGUUGCAAGGGGUAUUUUAAAAGUGACUGAAUUUUAUUUUGGUGAAUUCUAUGCAUCUCAGGAAUAUUAUCGGCUUGGAAAUGCAACUCUUGGUUUGGACAGAUUCAAUCAGUCCAUCUGGGCUGUGGUCAAAAGCGCUGUUAUUUACUCUCUUCCUGUAUAUGAAAAACUGACGAAGCUUGGCUUUGGGAUUUCUGAGAUCAACGGGUUUCUUCUCAGAUUUAACAAAAUAGCCCUUAUUCUUGAAGGGAAUGAUAAACCCAGACGUUGGGACACUCACAGCACUAUUGAGAGCUUUCCUGUUUUUAUUUUGUUUUCACUUGCUUUUAUCGCUGAUAAGGAGAUCACGAAUAGCAAGGAAAUCCAACUAUUACUGCCUUUGCGAGUAAUCAGGAGAGUAUUUCUAGAGUUCUGGAACCCUAUUCUCACAGCAAGAAAUGAGACUGAAAGCCAGCUAAUAGAGAGCAAAUGGAUUCAUUUGAGUAACAUCACUAAUAACGAGUUAUUGAAAAGUAACGCAUUUACUCGAAAGCAGCUUGAAGACGCGCCAAAGAACUUUGUUGAAGCCAUUCGCCGGAUCCUGGAGAAACUGAAGCAGUAUACCGAUCUCGUAGAUGGCUUCGAUGAAAGGAUCCAUCCAUCAUUUUUAGCCUUCAAGAAGUUGAUCCAUGACAUGGAUAAAUCUUUUCAUGUUAUCUGGGACUUGCUGUUGGAGUAAACGCUCUAUAUUUGAAGACAAUAAACAGGAUUAACAUGCUGUUAUUGUGUUCCUGUCUCUGAAAGAAUACUAGGUUCAUUGCAUUAUUAAUUAUGUGCCACUGUAAUGCUUUGUUUUCACCAAAUCAUGAUUCAAUGCAUUUUUUUCAUUCUUGUCCUCCAGCAUCUUAACACAUUAAAUUAAAAAACAGCUUAAAAUCUUGAUAUCAAUAACAUCUAGAUUUAUUUUCAGGUGUUAACACUUAAGUGCGAAUUAAAUAAAUAUUUGUUUGUGCAA